This is a messenger RNA of Trematosphaeria pertusa, 1073 nucleotides long. RefSeq lists its product as uncharacterized. The transcript has a single exon. The annotation marks the transcript as partial. Lineage: Eukaryota; Fungi; Ascomycota; Dothideomycetes; Pleosporales; Trematosphaeriaceae. The record is from RefSeq and is a predicted model, not a curated record.
UGGGUCGAUGGAGGUGGGCGCACGCAAACGCCUGCGAACGUCGUGACGCUAGGCGGGCGCUUGGGCCGCGGCCAGAACCCGGCCGAAUUCCCUCCGGACGACGCAAUCCGGCGAGGAACGAGGUUGAGGACAAGCCCUCGCCAUCGCCAUCGCCGUCGCCAGAGCAUCGCCGUCGCUCGCUGCCACCCCGGGCGGGUCUCGCGAGCAAGGCUUCUGCCGUGUCGCUUCCGGCUGACGCUCCCGUCUCAUACCGCGCUGCGCUGUCCAGUCCCGCCGCCUCUCCCUCCAACAGCUGACAGCAUCUGUGGCACGACGGGGCCCGGGACAUUGCGCUUCUACUGCGCGGCACCUAUCCGGCCGCAGCGGAGGACAGUCCUCGUCUCUUCCGAGCGAUUCACAAUCCGACACACGCAUCUUGGCGUAGCCCUAUGGACAGGUCCCUUCGAAGUAGACGCGCCAGCAGCGUCGAAGACCCUCCGCAGGACCAGGACUGACUCACUGCGUCGACGCGGCAGGGAUGGACUCCUUGCAUGCGGCUGCAAGCAAUCGAUUCGCAGAAGCAGCACCUCGCCGUGCAUUCGUCCUCCGCAGCAGCUACAGCCUGAUGCUCGCGAGACGACGCCCUUUCUGCAGGAGGGUCACGCCCUCCAAUGCCGGCCUGCCAAUUCGCCCAAUAGCCAACACCACGGAGGAUCGAAGCAGGAUCGAAACGAGUCUAAAUCUGGAGUACACCGGACGUUGGCGGCCGAAUGGCGCAUUACCGCCAUCUGGCCUUCCAAUUGGCCAUCUGGGUCCUCAGCCUUAUGGACGGCGUCAACAUACCAUUCGGUGGAUACAAGUAACUUGCAGAGAAUGAGGACUAUGAUAGGCCGUUUCGUCAAAGUAUUCUGCUAUUGGCAGUUUCUCCCGAAUUCAUGCUACGGUUGAUGUCGAGGACGAGACAGGUCUCCACCGGACACGGUGCGAGCCGUCUUCUCCACUAUCAGCCGUCCUUCCGCCGGAUAUCGACUACCAUUAUAAAUCGGUCCUGGGAUAAUCGCUGCAUCUGACCUGAGGCAGCUUCACAGCUUCGA